This is a messenger RNA of Protopolystoma xenopodis, 132 nucleotides long. The record is from the annotation of a GenBank genome assembly. NCBI's taxonomy places the organism in Eukaryota, Metazoa, Platyhelminthes, Monogenea, Polystomatidea, Polystomatidae.
AUGCUGGUCGCCUCGGCCCCGGGUAUCGGAGGCCUGCAGGUCAUCGCUUGGCAACACAGCCCGAGUGCCAGCGGAUCACAGACAGAUCAGAUCAGGUUUGGCCUCUUUUACGGUCAGAUUUGCUGCGGAUGA